AUUUUAUAGGCUACUUCCAACGGUAUUAUCGGAUCAUGUAUUCCUAUGAUCAUGUUUGUCUCUCUCUGACUCAGUUUUAUGGAUUGAUGGUGGUUGUGAUCACUUCUUUUAACGCACUUUUCUUUUAAUUUGGAAAGAAAAAGUAAAACAAAAUAAAAUAAAGAAAAAUAGAAUUCAUGAUAUUGAGAACUCUACGAAUGGUGAAUUUUCAAUGCGUGCUAUUCGGUGUGGGCAAAUUCCUGUGAAUUUUCAAUCUAGCUACAGCGCUGUAGUCCCGGGUGAGCCACCCUUUUGGAACAAUGAGCUCUGCAAGUGAAAAUGAAUUAGACUGCCUUGGAUGGGCGGCAAGGGAUGCAUCUGGUGUUCUCUCGCCGUACAAGUUCAGCCGUAGGGCUGUUGGAAGAGAUGAUGUUUCAAUAAAAAUCACGCACUGCGGAGUCUGUUAUGCUGAUUUAGUUUGGACCAGAAACAAAACAGGAGACUCAAAAUAUCCUCUAGUGCCUGGGCAUGAGAUUGUUGGAAUUGUGAAAGAGGUUGGUUCCGAUGUCCACCGUUUCAAAGCAGGCGAUCAUGUUGGGGUUGGAACUUUUAUUAACUCAUGCAGAGAAUGCGAGUAUUGUAAUGAUGAGAUAGAAGUUCAUUGUGAAAAGGGAGUUGUUUCCACUUUUAAUGGCAUCGAUGUGGAUGGUACAAUAACAAAAGGAGGAUACUCCAAUUACAUUGUUGUCCAUGAAAGGUACUGCUUCACAAUUCCUGACAGCUAUCCAUUGGCUUCAGCAGCACCUUUACUCUGUGCUGGAAUUACAGUUUACGCUCCCAUGAUGAGCCAUAAGAUGAAUCAGCCUGGCAAAUCUCUAGGAGUGAUUGGCCUUGGUGGUCUUGGUCACAUGGCAGUGAAGUUUGGGAAGGCUUUGGGGCUGAAAGUGACAGUUUUCAGCACAAGCGUAUCCAAGAGAGAGGUAGCCCUGAGUGUGCUUGGUGCAGACAGAUUUGUGGUUUCAUCCAACCUAGAGCAGAUGGCGGCCUUGGCUAAGUCAUUGGACUUUAUAAUUGACACUGCAUCUGGUGAUCAUCCUUUUGAUCCAUACAUGUCACUCUUAAAGGUUGCUGGUACUCUGGUCCUGGUGGGUCUCCCUAGUGAGGUCAAAUUCAGUCCACUAAGCCUUUUACGAGGUAGGAUUACUGUUUCUGGUAGUGCAACUGGAGGUACAAAAGAGACACAAGAAAUGUUAAACUUCUGUGCUGCUCACAAAAUUUAUCCUGAGACUGAAGUAAUUCCGAUUCAGUAUGUAAAUGAAGCGCUUGAAAGGCUGAUAAAGAGAAACGUCAAGUACCGGUUUGUGAUUGAUGUGGAGAACUCCCUGGAAUGACACCAUGUAGAAAAAGUGGGACCUCUCUUUCAAUAUAUACACUAAUAAGUUAAAAGUGGAUUUUAGGAGCUGGACCAGAUAGAUUAAAACUCAAAAGAAUAAGGUCAUUGGUGAUAUUUCAUUUCUGGGUGGCAUAACAUUUGCUUUUAUGUAACAAUAUGUAGGCCUGAAUCUUCUGCAUAAUUCAAGUAGUUGAAAUAAUUUGAAGUUACGGGGUUAUAUUUGCUUUUCCCAUUAGUAAUGAAUGUGUUUUCAUCUGAAACUAAAUUAAUAAAUAGGAUGGAAUUUCGAUAGUUAA
Molecule: messenger RNA, 1668 nt
Organism: Carya illinoinensis
Lineage: Eukaryota; Viridiplantae; Streptophyta; Magnoliopsida; Fagales; Juglandaceae
Product: probable cinnamyl alcohol dehydrogenase 1
Exons: 7
Coding region: 300-1370 (356 amino acids)
Molecular function (GO): oxidoreductase activity, acting on the CH-OH group of donors, NAD or NADP as acceptor; zinc ion binding
Source: RefSeq, a predicted model, not a curated record